GCCAGGUUCUGCUUCCCGAGUCUCUUUUCAACACUAAAGAACAGAGACGAUUGGGUAUUCUCUCCUCAAUCUCCCUGCAGUUUGAAAGGAAAAAGGAAAAUGGCAAGGAUACCCGUCUUCUUGAUGGGGCUUCUGCUUUGUUGUUGCUUGGCAGCCUUUGUAGAAGCAGAAUAUAUGAAAUAUAAAGAUCCAAAACAACAUUUGAAUGUUCGGAUCAAAGACCUCAUGAAGAGGAUGACAUUGGAGGAAAAAAUAGGACAAAUGGUGCAGAUUGACCGCAGUGUUGCUUCUAAUGAGGUGAUGAAGAAGUAUUUCAUAGGGAGCGUAUUGAGUGGAGGAGGGAGUGUUCCAGCUCCCCAGGCUUCUGCAGAGACUUGGAUCAACAUGUUCAAUGACUUCCAAAAUGGUUCUUUAUCUACUCGAUUAGGAAUUCCAAUGAUUUAUGGGAUUGAUGCUGUCCAUGGACACAAUAAUGUUUACAAGGCAACAAUAUUUCCUCACAAUAUUGGAAUAGGCGCUACCAGGGAACCUGAGCUUGUUAAGAAAAUUGGAGCUGCAACAGCACUAGAAGUCAGAGCAACAGGCAUUCAAUAUGUUUUUGCACCUUGCAUAGCGGUUUGCAGAGAUCCAAGAUGGGGUCGCUGUUACGAAAGUUACAGUGAAGAUCCCAAGGUUGUUCAAGCAAUGACUGAAAUUAUCUCUGGAUUGCAAGGAGAAAUCCCAGCUGGCUCUCCCAAGGGCGUUCCAUAUGUUGCUGGAAAGAAAAACGUUGCAUCUUGUGCCAAGCAUUAUGUGGGAGAUGGUGGGACAACUGAUGGCAUCAAUGAGAAUAACACUGUGAUAGACAGACAUGGUUUGCUUAGCAUUCAUAUGCCAGGCUACUAUAAUGCAAUUAUCAGAGGUGUGUCAACUAUUAUGAUCUCCUACUCAAGUUGGAAUGGAGUUAAGAUGCAUGCCAACCAUGAGCUUAUAACAGGCUUUCUUAAGAACACUCUUCGUUUCAGGGGUUUUGUCAUUUCAGAUUGGCAGGGUAUUGACAGGAUCACAUCUCCACCGCAUGCAAAUUACUCCUAUUCCAUUCAAACAGGAAUCCAUGCUGGCAUUGAUAUGAUCAUGGUUCCAUACAACUAUACAGAAUUCAUUGAUGGACUAACCUACCAGGUGAAAAAUAAGAUCAUCACCAUGAGCCGAAUUGAUGAUGCAGUGAAACGAAUUUUGCGUGUUAAGUUUAUAAUGGGUCUGUUUGAGAAACCACUGGCAGAUUACAGCCUAGUGGAUGAGCUUGGUCGUAAGGAACAUAGAGAAUUGGCCAGGGAAGCUGUGAGGAAAUCACUUGUGCUGCUAAAGAAUGGAGAAUCUGCUGAUAAACCAGUGCUUCCUCUUCCUAAGAAAGCAGCAAAAAUACUAGUUGCUGGUAGCCAUGCUGACAAUCUGGGUUAUCAAUGCGGUGGGUGGACAAUUGAAUGGCAGGGACUAAGCGGCAACAACCUCACAAGUGGUACUACAAUCCUCACUGCCAUCAAGAAUACAGUUGACCCCGAAACUGAAGUUGUAUAUGAGGAGAAUCCUGAUUUCAACUUUGUCAAGUCCAAUAAGUUCUCUUAUGCCAUUGUUGUUGUGGGCGAGCACCCUUAUGCAGAAACACAAGGUGACAGUUUGAAUCUGACCAUUCCUGACCCGGGCCCAAGCACGAUUACAAACGUGUGUGGAGCAGUGAAAUGUGUUGUUAUCAUAAUCUCUGGUCGUCCAGUUGUGAUCCAACCAUAUCUUGACUCAAUGGAUGCUCUUGUUGCUGCCUGGCUACCUGGGACAGAAGGUCAGGGUGUCGCAGAUGUGUUGUUUGGCGACUAUGGCUUCGCUGGCAAGCUUCCCCGUACUUGGUUCAAGACUGUUGAUCAGCUGCCAAUGAAUGUUGGGGACUCUCAUUAUGAUCCCCUUUUCCCAUUUGGAUUUGGCCUCACUACAAAACCUACCAAAGCCGGCAAGCAAUCUAUUUCGGGUGAAUUCUAGUUAUUCCAAGCUGUUGUUAUAAUAGUCUUCUUACCUUUGUCUUGUAUUUGUUUGAAUCAUAAUAAUUCUACCCUGAGGGAAUCUAAUUGAUUUUGAAUAAACAUGGGAGAGUAUU
Molecule: messenger RNA, 2125 nt
Organism: Rubroshorea leprosula
Lineage: Eukaryota; Viridiplantae; Streptophyta; Magnoliopsida; Malvales; Dipterocarpaceae
Source: the annotation of a GenBank genome assembly